GUAGCAGCAGUGCUGGCACCAGAGAGGAACUCCGCCAUCCCCCCGCAGAAAGAAACCCCCCUAAAAGAGACAGAGACAGAGAGAGGGAGGGAGAGGGAGAGAUUUGGUUACAGAGCAGAGGAGGAUGAGGAUGCAGUGGGAAGGGGAUGUUGCAGAGGAUGCUGCACGGAGGCAAACACAAACAGGACAAGCUGUGUGAUCCAGGUUUCAAGAUGUAGGAGCCGCAUCAGAGGAGCCCUCAGUCAGAGUGUGUGUGAACGCACCAUAACAUCAGGGGACUUGUGUUUCAAGGAUAGUGAAGGUGGAGAGGCGCAACCUGAGAAGACCUCCCCUCCACCUCCACAGAGGAUGACAAAUUAGUCCUUAUUCAGCAAGGAGCAAGAGCAUCACUCCGAGGAUCAGAUGUUGUCCACAGCUCAGCAGAUGCUGCAGGAUAGCCGCUCCAAGAUCGAGCUGAUCCGACUGCAGAUUAUCAAAGUCACCCAGGCUGGCAGCAGCAGUGGCGGCAGCGGCGGGAAUGGUGGCGGAAACCCCAACAGCUCCACUCAUGGAGGCAUCUCUCCGCUCGCCGUCAGUGCUGUGGAUGCUCGUUUGGCAGAGCUGCAGCACUACAUGCAGAGAGAGACAGACGCGUUGGUGCUGGCCAAGGAUGUGGUGAAGCAGCUGGAGGGAAUCUCAUCGCUGGACCAGAAGGCACUGGCUGAGGCUCAGUCCCGAGUGCAGGAGUCCUCCCAGAAGCUGGAUCUUCUGCGGCUUUCUCUGGAGAAAUGCAUGAAGGAAAAGAGCCAGGAGCCUCUACAAGAGCCUGAAGCGGGGAUCGACCCUUCAGAGGGAUCCUUGUCCCCCCACCAGUCCAGACCUGGAUGUCCACUGUCCACCUCCCCGUCCAUCUUCUCUAUCAGACCUGCCUCCUUGACUGGCAAACUUGAAGUCAGACUUCUUGGAUGUGAGAAUUUAUUGACACCUCGAAUAAACCAAGAGCAGGAAAAUCAUCUGAGUGCAACUGAGGACGGCUCAGCUGCUGCUCACAAGACAGACGGAAACGCUGCGGAGAUCAGCGCGGUGCUCAGGCUGGACACCAGAGUGGUCGGCCAGACACGCUGUGCAGCUGUCAGCAGGCUGAACUGGGAUCAGACGUUCUGCAUCCAGCUGGAGAGGUCUCGGGAGCUGGAGGUCUGUGUCUUCUGGCGGAACCGGAGGGCAAUGUGUGCCGUCAAGUUCCUGCGACUAGAGGAGAUGAUGGACAACCCGAGCCACGACCAGGAGUUCAGUCUGGAGCCGCAGGGCUGCCUCUACGCCAAGCUUCAGUUCAUCGACACUGUUGUUGAGCGGCAGCCGAAACUGAGACGUCAGCGAUGUAUCUUUACUAAAGAGCGAGGGAAGAACUUCCUCCGGGCGGCUCAGAUGAACAUGAACUUUGCCACGUGGGGUCACCUGAUGAUGAGCAUCCUCCCUCGCUACAGCUCAUUCACCACAUUCAGCUCAACUCUCUCCACGACCCCUGACCUGGUGGCCAACAACACGUCGCGUCCCACCGAGAAGGAGCCUCAAACCACCUCUCCACUGCCAAGCGAAGCUCCAGAAAUCAGACUCAGCGUCACUGAGGAUCAGCCGUCUCCCACCAGCCUCGACCUGGGAGACAACACUCCCACCAUCAUCACCACGGCACACAAAACAUCAUCUCUGACUGCAUCUCAAGAAGCACUGUCGUCCAUAAACAACACAGAAGGAAGUGAAGACCAGCCUGUAUCUGCUCUAAAGAUGCAAAUGGACGAUUUUAAAUACAUGUCAGUUCUGGGCAGAGGACACUUUGGGAAGGUCCUGCUGGCAGAGUUUAAGAAGACAGGAAGACUGUACGCCAUCAAAGCCUUGAAGAAAAGAGACAUUGUGACUCGAGAUGAAGUGGACAGCCUUAUGAGUGAGAAGAGGAUCUUUGAGAUGAUCAACGCUUCCAGACAUCCGUUCCUGGUGAACCUCCACGGCUGCUUCCAGACCAGCGACCACGUCUGCUUCGUCAUGGAAUAUUUACCAGGCGGCGACCUCAUGAUCCACAUCCACAACAAUGUCUUCACCGAGGCGCAGACCAGGUUUUACUCAGCAUGUGUGCUGCUGGGUUUAGAGUUCCUACAUCUGAAUAAAAUCAUCUAUCGAGAUCUGAAGCUGGACAACCUGCUGAUGGAUGCAGACGGGUUUGUGAAAAUCACAGACUUUGGACUUUGUAAAGAAGGGAUGGGUCACGGCGAUCGGACCUCGACCUUCUGUGGGACUCCUGAGUUUCUGGCUCCUGAGGUCCUGACAGACGACAACUACACCCGGGCGGUGGACUGGUGGGGGAUGGGCGUCCUCAUCUUCGAGAUGCUCGUUGGGGAGUCUCCAUUCCCUGGUGAGGAUGAGGAGGAGGUGUUUGACAGCAUCGUCAAUGAUGAUGUGCAAUAUCCAGGGUGUCUUCCUCCUGAUGCUGUCUGCAUCAUCCAGAAGCUGCUGAAGAAGAAUCCUCUGAAAAGAAUCGGAGCCGGAGAGAGGGAUGCAAACGAGGUCAAAGGAGAGAAAUUCUUUGAGACCAUCGACUGGGAAGCCCUCCUAGCCAAGAAAGUAAAACCUCCAUUCCUGCCGUCAAUCAAAGAGUCGAUGGACGUCAGCAACUUUGACAGCGAGUUCACUCGACUUCAGCCAAUCCUGUCGCCUCCCUCCAAACCCUUCAUCCUCUCUGCCGAGCAGCAGGAAGCCUUCGCAGACUUCGACUUCUGCGCCUUGCACGGGUGAAAGACAAACUCAAAGGACCAGGGUGGGAAAAUUAUUCCAUUUAUUUUGUGGCUGGGAAGCUUGUCCACUUCAGUAGACUUACCAAACAUCAUUAUUUAUUUACAGUAUAGCCAACCCCACUGUUGGGAAGUUAAAUUAUUCAAGUGAGUAGUGACUUUAUUUAUAUGUUUUUUGGAUUAAAAACAUUAAAGGUUUAGCUGUUUAGCAGCAGGA
This is a messenger RNA of Epinephelus lanceolatus (giant grouper), 2976 nucleotides long. RefSeq names its product serine/threonine-protein kinase N2-like. The record is from RefSeq and is a predicted model, not a curated record. Gene Ontology annotation, biological process: protein phosphorylation; signal transduction. Gene Ontology annotation, molecular function: protein serine/threonine kinase activity; ATP binding. Lineage: Eukaryota; Metazoa; Chordata; Actinopteri; Perciformes; Serranidae.